CACGAGGCAGGCCAAGUCAGUAAGCGCGUUCCUGGUUGCAUGCUCGCAACUCUCUCUUCGCUGGAUUAAGGCCUCCGCGAUCCUCAACGACUUCGAGAGACACAUACAUGUAACAGCGGCAACGCAAACACACAAAAGUAAAGUGCGUUAGAGUUUGUGGGAUCGAAAAGCGCGUGAAAAACGAGAUGCGUGCGGGCGAUUGAAGACGCUUGAGUAAUUCCGCGGAUUUGAAAACCCUCGAAAUUGAUGUACGUGCGUUGGGAAGGAAAAAAAAGCAUCGCUGUAAUGAGAGCACCGAUUCUGACGUGAAACGUCAAACGAGAGGAGACUCCGGGAAACGCGCUCGGCUGUGCGAAUAGAUUUGGAAAGCGUGCGGAUUUGUAGGCGGAAAAUCCAUCAGAUUAUAUUUUUUAAAUGGAUUUCGAGCUAGGGGAAUCGAGCGAUCGUGGAAUUCGGAGCAUCGGUGUCUUCAGUGUGUUGCACGGAUUUUAGUACGAAAAUAUAAACUUCAACGUUGGCGAAGUGCUCGUGGCAAUCGUCGAUUGAAAGAUCUUCACGGGAGAAAAAUUCCGAGCAAUUCUGCAGCGAUCUUACCCACGGAAAUAAUCGUUUUGAUGAGAGAUUGAAAAACAUUGAAUUUCGCGAGGAAAGCAUUCGCUAGUUUCCAACUGUUCCGGUGCAUGUGCCCGUGUGUGUUGUUAUCACAUGCAUCCGUGUGCGUAUAAUUGUGUGUUCGUGCGUUCGUUUGUCCGCGUUGAGAGCGCGCUUUUAUAUAUUUUAUGGUGAAAGUGCUAAAGAAAUUGGUAACGGAAACGUCGCACGCGUCGGACCUCUCGUGUGGCAUCGACCCGUUGUUUGCACAUCUCUUCGCUCCUUCGUCCUUUAUCCUUCGCUCGUCUUCCGUGACAAACCAUCCGAUCGAUCUGUCACUCAAUGGUGAACACCCGAUGACAUUAUCAGCCGAUCGAACGGAUACGAAUACAGUGAAAGGGUACGAUGGAUCUGAUGAAUAAUUAACAGCCGAAGAGACGUUUACGAAUAGGGCAAGAAUAAAGAAGAUUAAUCAAAAUAAGCAACGAGAGAUAAGAGUCGGAGCGGGUCGAGGGGGAAUAAACGUGCGAUGAACAGCAAAACAUUCAUCGUUUUCUUAAUACUUCCUUGGAUUAGUAUAAUCGGAGAUCCUACCGAGGCGUCAGAAUGGGCAAGCGUUUUGGACGAAUCGCUGGACGAGCGUCACGACGCCGAGAUCUUUCGCGCCGUCGUCGAGUCAAUGAGACAAUGGGAAAAUCAUAAAAAAAAUUCUCACAGAAUGAAAAGAGCUACCUCGAGAGUUUGCUACGAAGAAGUUGGAUGUUUCGAGGACACUGGGCCGUUCAGUUAUCUCGAGAUGCUUCCAUCACCUCCGAAAGACGUCGGUACCAGAUUCUUCAUGUACGGGAGUAGGAAAGCGCGCUCGGUGCCCAUGGAGGUACCAGCUGAUGAUAUUAAUGACAAAGUCAACAAUGCCAUUGAUCCGGAUCUCCCGACCAAAGUGAUAGUCCAUGGUUUUGGCUCGGGGUGCGAACACGUGUGGGUCUACGAAAUGCGCUCGGCUCUGAUGUCCGUUCACGAUUGCAACAUUGUAUGCGUUGACUGGAGCCUCGGCAGUGCUAUACCGAACUACGUGAGAGCAGCCGCAAACACGAGACUCGUGGGGCGACAAUUGGCGAAGCUCGUUAGAAGUUUGAACGUUCCUUUGGAGAAGGUUCAUCUCAUAGGUUUCAGUCUGGGUGCUCACGUGGCUGGAUUCGCUGGAGCAGAGCUUGCAAACGUUUCGAGAAUCACUGGUCUUGAUCCAGCCGGACCGCUGUUCGAAUCGCAGGAUCCACGGGCAAGACUCGACGAAACUGAUGCGAAUUACGUCGACGUGAUUCACAGCAACGGCGAACAACUCAUUCUAGGCGGUUUGGGAUCUUGGCAACCAAUGGGCGAUGUUGAUUUUUAUCCAAACGGUGGAAGAAUGCAAACUGGUUGCUCCAAUCUCUUCGUCGGAGCUGUUUCCGAUAUUAUUUGGAGUGGCUCGAUCGAGGGAAGGUCAUUGUGCAAUCAUCGACGAGCUUAUAAACUUUUCACGGACUCGGUCAGCCCAAAGUGCCGAUUUCCGGCGUUUCCCUGUGAAAGCGGUUACGAUGGUUUGCUGAAGGGGGAUUGCUUUCCAUGCGGGGUUAAUGGCGACGAGCGGUCGUGCGGCGACAUGGGAUACUACAGCGACGCGACUGGAGCACGUGGUCAGCUCUACCUGGUAACCCGGGAGGAAGAACCCUUUUGCGCGUAUCAAUAUCAGGUCAAGGUCUACAACAGCCGAGGCGAGAGACCGGCUAGAAGUUACGGCAAGUUGCAGGUCACGUUGGUUGGGCAAAACAACUUUAAUGAAACUUUCACAAUGACGCGCAAAGAUGACGAGGAACUUCUCGUUGGCUCGAUACUCCAAAAAAUCGUCGUACCUCAUCCGGCGGUUGCGGAUUUAGGAGCGAUCGAGAUCAAGUACACAGCGUACAGCGGCUGGAUAUCCUCGGGCCUCGUAUCAUGGAGCGUUGACAAGGUCUCGGUGCUCGAUAGUUUCGGCAAAAGUUUGUCAGUCUGCAUGAGAGGCCUUCCCCUUGAAUCCGGACGCGCCGUAUUUCUCCCGUUGUAUCCGGGCGAAUGUAACAACCCAAUGGAUCUCGAUAAUUCAACAUCGAGCCACAGCAACGCGACGAAAUUAGCUGCGAUGCGGAUGGAACCGAUGGAAAAGAAAAGCGACGAGGUGAAACCUGCCGGUGGGAUUGGCCCGUUCACGAGAGAGCAAAAUUACGAAAUGAAGGAUCUUUAUCCAGGCGAUGCAGUCAGCGAGAACAAACGUCCUCAAAAAGGCCUUGGCCCCUUUACCAAAGACCAGAACACAAGUCCAGCGAUGAAAGAAGAAUCCGUACAAAUAGCAUUCGUACCAAAAGACGGUGAGAAUAGUCCGUCGAUAACGGACUCGAAAAAGUCCAUCGCCAGCCCCUGGUCCUACGUGGACGUCAGCGACGCUGGCUCAAAUUCGUUGGAAAAUACAGAGAUCGAAAAUGGAAGAGCUUUCUCCGGCUCGAAUUUCGUGCCGAGCAGCACUCCGGAAACUGCCUCGAGAACAACCGUUUCGCUGAAUUACACGAGUGAGGCUCGCGAGGUCAGUUCUCAAGUCGCGAAAAAAGAAACCGGGAGAUCAAUGAGAUUACCGGAAAUAAUUGAACCGAUUUUGCGAGCACGCGCUACGAGACAAAAUUUAAAAAACGACGAUCAUUCUCAAGGUGAAACAAGCAACGAGGAUCCCGAAGAUGCCUCGAGAUCCAACUCGACCCAAGCCAUAAGAGCGUUCACAGUGCAAUUUUUGCCCGAACGAAUCGUCGGCAUUCUCGCGCAAGCCGAAAAAUACGCCAGGCAAACAUUGCUCCCACUGAUUUCACAGUACACGCCCAGCUUCGGUGGGAGUGCGCGACAGGAGAGAGUCAAGUACUUUCCUCCGUUGACCGAUCUCGAGGAAAAUACCACGAGCGACUCUCCUGUCCCGGAUAAUGUUGCAUCUCCGGAAAAUACAGUGAAAAACAACGAAGUAGACAACAGUGAAGGCCGGGGUGUAGCGAACGAUCGACAAGUGACGAGUGGCUCAUCGAGAACGGGCAAAGAAAUGGAGAGACUGCAAGCCUUGAGGGCGAGUGGAGAAAAUAUUAGAGCAGCGUUGCCCGGCGAAAUACGUAAAUCGGAGACGUCGGAAUUGAUCUCAACGAGUGAAAAAAGUGCGCUACCGAGACAGCGGGAGAGUCUGAAUAGCGAGCAAAGUGAUUGGAUACCGAUCGAGAGGGAGAGCGACAAAAGUCAAAGGAACUCUUCGAGAUCGUUGAAUAAUGAGAAUUACGCGAGUAGGUGGAUGAGCGAGGGGGCUGUAGUUUGGAAUCCGCCAAUCGAGGAUACCGAGGCGGGUCCUGACACCAAGAUCGACGAUUGGGUUCCUAUCACUGACAAGACGAGGAACAAGAGUGAUUCCGGUGACUCGAAAGCGACGUUGAGCGAUCGUCAGAAUUCGAUGGAAGCAAGAGAGGCAGGAAUGUCUUCGAGAUCAGGUUGGAACGUGGCGUCGACGAGUCCUCAAAGUCCGAUCCCUUUGACGGCGAAUUCCGAGUUCGGCGUCGACGCUUCCGCAAGAAAAUACGGAGAAUCAUCGAGUUCGAUAUCGAACGUGAAUUCGUCGAUGAUGGACAAACCGGAAGAGCGAAAGUACAUACCGCUAGUCGAUUUCGCAGACCGCGAUACUUUCCUCGCCCCGAAAGAUACCAAUGAACAAUCGACCAGUCAGCGAACCACAGAAACAACGAGCAUUACCUCGCACAUACAGAAAAUUCCUGUCGCGACUGAAAAACCCCGCGAUAAUCCCCUCAACAAACGAGCUAUUUUAUUCCCAUAUGCUUACGAGCGCAAUAAAGAUCCUCGAACCAGGUACAUACCGUUGAUACCCGAGGAGGAAAUGGGAAUGUUUAAUCCUCUAACAGAGAGAGAUCGUUAAAUAUUUACGGGUACAAGAUGAGCGACUGUUUUAUAAAACUAGCUUGAGACCGAGACAAAAUAAAUAGCAUUAAACCUGCAUUUUUAAGGAACCGAAUUUCUCAAGCGUUCCUUCGAGAUUGAUAAAGAACAAUAUAAUGGAAUCUUGUGAUUUUUUUCCCCCGAAGUUGCUAUUUUAACGGCGACUUGAACGGGAGAAGGCCGAUUCGAAAAGGUCGUUUUUUUAAGUACCCACUUCUCUUGUAAUCAGAGCACGGUGGAGUGGCUAAAAAUAGAACGAUAAAAUUGUGAUUU
Molecule: messenger RNA, 4851 nt
Organism: Venturia canescens
Lineage: Eukaryota; Metazoa; Arthropoda; Insecta; Hymenoptera; Ichneumonidae
Exons: 7
Coding region: 1121-4558 (1145 amino acids)
Biological process (GO): lipid catabolic process
Molecular function (GO): lipase activity
Source: RefSeq, a predicted model, not a curated record